Messenger RNA from Planococcus citri (citrus mealybug), 2488 nucleotides. Its product is annotated as zinc finger protein OZF. Gene Ontology annotation, biological process: regulation of gene expression. Gene Ontology annotation, cellular component: nucleus. The coding region runs from base 562 to 1902 and encodes 446 amino acids. The transcript is spliced from 5 exons. Lineage: Eukaryota; Metazoa; Arthropoda; Insecta; Hemiptera; Pseudococcidae. The record is from RefSeq and is a predicted model, not a curated record.
CCCAGUGUGUGAUCAGCUGAUCACUGCAGACAUUUCGGAUUUUCCGUCGGUGUCGUCGGUGAAUUUUCGGCGAAAAUAUCUAAUUGUGUGAGUAUCUUGUGAUGGUCAGUGAUCCUAAAAACUGAUCCAUGUGAAGAUCUAAAUGAACAAGUGCUACUGAAAAGCUGUCAUGUGAGAAAUGAAGUUCAUUUCAAAGGAAAAGUUGAACUAAUGGACUUGAGCGAUGCUAAGGGAAACCCUUGUCAAGGAAUUAGCUACCACGAAUUAUUACUUUCAAUUCAUCGGUUCAAGUAGUCUAGUCAAUCCCAUCACAUGAGCUGCCAAAAUAAUUCCGGUGUUUGGAGACUUCCUGGUGCUAUGCAUGUACUUUUUUUAGCACUUCAAUUUAUAGAUGAAUUUAAAGCACGAAAUGGUGAUUGGGAGUUACUAAGUUGACUUUCUUCUUAAUAAACUGACCUAUCCUUUUGCUAAACAAUUUAGGAUACUUAUCAAGUUAGCUUUCGUAUUGAUUGCAACCAGUAUAAUCUUCAAGAGAAAGCUUACCUAUAGUGAAUUGACGACAUGAGUAAAGAGAAAAGUCGUUUUCAAUGUAAUGUUUGCACGAAAAGCUUCGUGUUUAAAUAUCUGUUGAAAAAGCAUUACCGUACGCAUACCGGAGAAAAACCCUAUCAUUGUAACCUGUGUGGAAAUAAAUUCACCCAAAGUAGUAAUUUGCAGCUUCACAUGAUCGGUGUACAUCAUACCAAAGAUGCGGAUUCGUUGUAUAUAUGCUUUUAUUGCAACAAACCAUUUUAUUUAAAAAAUAACCUUAAACAACAUAUUAGAAUUCAUACUGGAGAAAAACCAUACAGAUGUCUCGAAUGUCACAAACGCUUCCGUCGAGCCGGAUUACUUUCGCAACAUCAACGAACUCAUCUGAAAACACGUCCCUUCGUUUGCGACCUAUGCGGUAAAUCAUUCACAAAUCGUACCAACCUACAGAAUCACUUGAAACGUCAUCAAGGAAAACGUGACUUCGUUUGUGAAAUCUGCGGUAAAGCAUUCGUACGUCAGGACGGGCUUCAUAAGCAUUUAAACUGUUACCAUCGUAAUCAAAAAGCAUUCACUUGUAAAAUAUGCAACGCUAAUUUCAAAGGCCAUCUUAGGCAGCAUCUACGUAUUCAUCAACAAGAAAAACCGUACAAAUGCGAUAAAUGCGAAGCAACUUUCGUACAAAAAUCGCAGUUGACCGUUCAUCAAAGAACUCAUACCGGUGAUAAGCCUUACGUUUGUCCGAUUUGCGACGCUACGUUUUCGCAUUCUUCGGUGCUUAAAAUUCAUAUUCGAGUUCAUACCGGAGAAAAACCGUUCAGAUGUUUUAUUUGCGAAAAUACCGCCUUCGGUCAAUUAGCUCAUCUGAGGAAGCAUAUGAGAACAAUACAUAAAACUGAUAAACCGUAUUUUUGCACCGUUUGUAAGAUGAAUUUCAAAGGGAAAAAAUCGUUCAUUCAACAUCAAGAAAACUGUAGCGGAACCGAGCAAGAUGUCGAAAAUGAUCAAGCCGAUGGUACCAGGAUGAGCAUUUCUAAUAUGAGAACCCUGUUGGCCAUAUUGCUGAAGAAGAUUUCAUCACCGGAAAGGCUCGAAAGAUUGGGUUUCGGUAAGCGUCUAAUCGAUGACGUGUUGUGUGAAACUAUUAAAAGUUCUGGAAGACGACCUUAUAAUAGCGAAGAUUUUGACGAAAAUGUCACCCUUCUGAAAAAUAUUGAAAUAUUAUUAGAAUGGACAAUACCUAAAGUUCAUAUGCAUAAAUUAAAACAAGCCAAACGUACUGCGGAAGAUAUACUAAUUGGGUUGACUCAACAUCCAGGGUCAUGGUAUUGGAAAAACGGCGAUAAGAAGGUUGCCCAAAAUCAACCAUAAAAUUGUGUUCAUUUUUUUUUCACAUAAGAGAAUUAUGUUUUUAUUUUAUAAUUUUAAGGAAACCAUUUUUUUAGGAUCUCUUUGAUCUCUUUCUUUCUGUUUGAGUGCUAUUAAUCAUCUUUUCAAAUGAAACUUUCAUUAGUCAAUCCGAUCAUGAAUUGCUAGUCGAAAUCUUUAUUCGAAGUUUAGUGGGUCUAAUCUCGAAAAAGAUCACGUUCCUUGAAAUUUAGGAUGUGUUAUCAAUAGAUAUUUUACUGUUUCAAAUUUUUCCCUAUAUAAUAGUGGUACCAUUAAAUUUUUAAAGGGUUAUGUAAUGUACAAACGACUUUCAUUUUUUAUAUUUCGAGUUUUAAUUACAUUUUCAAAUAUAUUUUAUUAUUAAGAUGUAAUUUAUAACGACACUCUUUCGUUUAUACAAAUAUGUUACCGGGUGUUCAGAAUUACUGUUUUUGAUGUAGUUCUAUGCAUUCCUUUUAUAUUACAUAGUUUUGAGUCAUUAGUCCAACAGGUACUUUUGUAAUUUUCUCGUACGUUUUACGAUGUUACGUAUUUUCUAGCAAUGAUUAAUAAAUUCAUUGACGAAUGA